AACUGACUUUUCCGGCAAGGUGAGCAACUGAAAUCAGUUUAGACUCUAGCAAAUGUUUUCUUCUUCAGUUAUUGUUUAACUGUGUCAUUAAAGCACGGACGGGUGGUCUCCAGCCACAACCUCUCGAUGCUGCCUAGUGUCUUCCGCUGUGUUCGGCCUGUCUCCACCACUCUUGCCUUAAACCGGCCUCUGGCCCACUUCAGACCACACAUGGACCCAGACCCAAGCCGGCCUGUUGAGAGGGCUAUCAGAACCAAACUAACCAACUCACUCCUGCCAGACCACUUAGAGGUCCACAAUGAAAGCCACAUGCAUGCUGUGCCCCCCGGUUCUGAGUCCCAUUUCCGUGUCCUAGUCGUUAGCUCCAAAUUUGAGGGUCUGCCACUGAUACAGCGUCACCGCCUGGUUAAUGAGGCUUUGAAGGAGGAAUUGAGUAGCUGUGUUCAUGCGCUGGCAAUACAGGCAAAGACUCCUGAGCAGUGGGGGAGUAACCCCACCCUGGCUAAGAGUCCACCCUGCAUGGGAGGAUCGAGGGGAGACCAUACAGUGGAGGAGAAACUGAAGGCUGGACGAGAAUGAGGAGCUGGACUGUGAAGCAGUGCUGGAUUGAAAUGUGAAGAAUGCAGGUGAAUGAGGUGAAAGAGAGGUAUAACGAUUUGUAUUUCUCCCUCUUCCUCUUCCUCCUCUUCAAUUUUACAUAGAAGUGAGAUUUGGGGGUGAUUUUGGUUUUAUUCACACAUUCUGGGUUUAAUGGUAGUUAGGAUUCUGUCACAGAUUUCAAGACAAAAAUACAUAUCUGUCAAUUAUAAUAAAACACUCACUGUAAACAUUCAGUUUGCAGAUGUAUUCAGGACAUAAAGUUUACCAUAACAACUAGUGUUGAACAAAUACAGUACAAAUGACAACAAGCACUUGCAUUCUAGGGGACAAUAUGACAAUUUUACUUUACAGUGCUCUUGCUCAUAGUCUCAGUUAUAUCAGAUUUAUGGAGCAUGGUGUGUUGGCAUGUGUAUUGGUAAACACCUCUUUGUCUAUGUAGUGGUAUCACAGGUCAAAAAUUAAUGGUGGGAGUUCAUGUUUCCUCAUUUCUGCAAGUGAAUGAAAAUAAACAUACAUAUAAUUCUUAGAAAAUUGUAAA
This is a messenger RNA of Lates calcarifer (barramundi perch), 1138 nucleotides long. RefSeq names its product bolA family member 1 (gene bola1). Gene Ontology annotation, cellular component: mitochondrion. The record is from RefSeq and is a predicted model, not a curated record. Bases 127 to 579 code for a protein of 150 amino acids. NCBI's taxonomy places the organism in Eukaryota, Metazoa, Chordata, Actinopteri, Centropomidae. The transcript has 2 exons.